Verticillium nonalfalfae is the source of this 204-nucleotide messenger RNA. RefSeq lists its product as uncharacterized. The coding region runs from base 1 to 204 and encodes 67 amino acids. Lineage: Eukaryota; Fungi; Ascomycota; Sordariomycetes; Glomerellales; Plectosphaerellaceae. The record is from RefSeq and is a predicted model, not a curated record. The transcript has 2 exons.
AUGUGUAUGGGAGCCACUUGCGGGACCUGUUCGAAGCGGACAUGGCGCGGAUGCGGAAAACACAUUUCCUCCGCUAUGGAUGGCAUCUCCGAGGAUGAGUGGUGCACCUGCACCCCGCGCGUCAAGGUCGGCGAAAAGGACUACCCGCCUGCUGCCUCCUUCCAGGUCCCGGGUCUGUCCUGGUUGACUGGUGGAUCGAAGUAG